Grammomys surdaster is the source of this 1423-nucleotide messenger RNA. Its product is annotated as proton-coupled amino acid transporter 3. The record is from RefSeq and is a predicted model, not a curated record. NCBI's taxonomy places the organism in Eukaryota, Metazoa, Chordata, Mammalia, Rodentia, Muridae. The transcript has 10 exons. Gene Ontology annotation, cellular component: vacuolar membrane. Gene Ontology annotation, biological process: proline transmembrane transport; L-alanine transport; proton transmembrane transport. The coding region runs from base 1 to 1344 and encodes 447 amino acids. Gene Ontology annotation, molecular function: L-alanine transmembrane transporter activity; glycine transmembrane transporter activity; amino acid:proton symporter activity.
AUGGGGAAGACAUCGCUGCUUAGAGAAGAUGGCAAGUGUUCGCGGAGUACAUUCAGUGGGUCUAAGACCUCUUCAAAAGGCAGCAGCAGCAGCAACAGUAGUGUCUCCCCAAAGAAGGACCCUCGCGGGGAAGCCGAUGCACUAAUAUUGUUGGUGGGGCCUGUCAGCCUCUUGGCCAUCGGAGCACUCACAGUGCACUGUAUGGAUAUCCUGCUGAACUGUGCCUGUCAUCUCACUCAGAGACUGCAGAGGAGUUUUGUGAACUAUGAAGAGACCACAAUGUACAGCCUGGAAACAUGCCCAAGUCCUUGGCUGAGGACACACUCAGUGUGGGGCAGGUACGUUGUAAGCUUCCUGCUGAUUGUCACUCAGCUGGGCUUCUGCAGUGUGUAUUUCAUGUUUAUGGCAGACAAUUUGCAACAGAUCGUGGAAGAAUCUCACUUCACCUCCAAUGUCUGCCAGCCCAGGCAGAACCUGGUGAUGACCUCCAUCCUGGACUCUCGCUUCUAUAUGCUCACCAUCCUGCCCUUCCUCAUCCUGCUGGUGCUCGUCCAGAACCCAAACGUGUUGUCCAUCUUCUCUACCUUGGCCACCAUCACCACCCUGAGCAGCCUGGCUCUAAUCUUUGAGUAUCUCAUCGAGAUCCCACACCACAGCAACUUGCCCCUGGUUGCAAGCUGGAAGACUUUCUUGUUGUUCUUUGGCACGGCUAUCUUCACCUUUGAAGGCGUGGGGAUGGUUCUGCCUCUCAAAAGCCAGAUGAAGAGCCCACAGCAGUUUCCCGCCGUGCUGUACCUGGGGAUGUCCUUUGUCAUCUUCCUCUACAUCUGCCUGGGGACUCUGGGCUACAUGAAGUUUGGUGAAGACACUCAGGCCAGCAUCACCCUCAACUUGCCCAACUGCUGGCUGUACCAGUCAGUCAAGCUGAUGUACUCUGUGGGUAUCUUCUUCACCUAUGCCCUCCAGUUCCACGUCCCAGCUGAGAUCAUCGUCCCCUACGUCGUCUCGAGAGUGUCUGAGAACUGGGCUCUGUUUGUAGACCUGACCGUCCGCACAGCCUUGGUCUGCCUGACCUGUUUCUCAGCCGUUCUCAUCCCCCGUCUGGACCUGGUCAUCUCCCUGGUGGGCUCGGUGAGCAGCAGCGCCCUGGCCCUCAUCAUCCCGCCCCUGCUAGAGAUUGCCACGUUUUACUCUGAGAACAUAAGCUGUGCAACCAUUGUCAAGGACAUCAUGAUCAGCAUCCUGGGCCUCUUAGGGUGUGUAUUUGGGACAUACCAAGCCCUCUACGAGAUGACCCAGCAGACCCACUUUUCCAUGGCCAACUCUACAAGGGUCUACACAUAAUUACCUAUUUUUAUUUGAAUAGCUCUUCCUUCCCCCACCCUCUGUUGGAUUCCCAUUAUAUAUGUUCAUCAAAACCCAG